CAUGCACUUAUUUCUAAGCACACAUUUGCUGAUGGUAUUUGUUUUCUUUUAUGCGCUCGUGAAUAUCAGAUGAAGCUUGUCGUCUUUUUUUCUAACAUCAUCUCCUGAGGAAGGAAACCAGCCAAGUGUUAUUCUUCAUCUCUGCAGGUUAUUCUGAGCGACACCGAGGAUAUGGAAAGCGCAUAUGGUGCAAUCGUGCGCUUGAGCAACUUGUAGGAUGUGCAGGAUGAUUCCGCAUUAGAGGAUGUGAGAGCGGAUGCAGAGGAAACACAGAUCCUGCCUUACGCAUCACGCAUCAGAGGGAAAAAUCCCACAGCAACGCCACCCAACCCGCCAGACUUUACUAGAAAGACAAAAGUAACCAAGGAACCGAAAUUAAAUUCACUCGCUGCUACCAAACGCCACAAUACCGCAGACUGAGCAGUUGGACUCAGCGACGCAUGGGAACAUACUUCGGAUGUGAGAAAAGCACAAUAUUUGUGAAGGAUCUGUCGCGUAACGAGGAGACACAGUGGCAUCCUUCGGGAUCUUGACAGAGCCUAUAAAUCCCAUCUAAUGCGUGACGGGAUGCUCGGACUCUCAAGUCUUUUUGACCUGAAGUAAAGUAAACCGACCCCGGUGUGAAGUGAAGAACAUUAUGAUGAAUGCUUCUGUAUAUCCUCCGAGAGCGAUACUGGAACUUAAUCGCGCAAUUUUGUGAUCAUCUCUCCGCGCGCAAAGGGAUCCCUUUUCACUUUCACUGCCCUUCCGUGCCACCCAGUAAGAUGGAAGUUUCUCACAGGGGGAGAACAAACAUGUUGCGUCUCCAUACUCUGCAUUUCAUUGUAAUGCUGCUCAGAGUUACAGACUGUCGUAUCCUGGAGAAUCUUCAGCGCUACGCCUCCCCAACUUACCUGCCUGUCAACUUCCAGCUCCUCAACACAGAGUCCUCCUUCUUUCUUAAGGAGGCCACCCAGGACUUCAUGCGCAACUCUAGCUUCCUCUCCAGAACGGAGCUGUUCUUCAUCCACCAGGCCAGGAGACCUCCCAUCAUCAAUGCCACGUAUGGAACCUUUGCGGUGGAGGAGCCUAUUCCUUUGGAUCUCCUCCAGAUGCCUGGCUCCUUUGUGGCUUCUUCAACUCUCUUCACCUUCAACUGGAAAGUACAAACCUUUGUUCUCAACGAAAUGAUUUACCUGAACAAACCCAAGGUUCAGGUCUUGUUCUACAUCGCUGGGAGGGACUGGGAUGACUACAGCGCCGUGGACAAACUCCCUUGCGUACGGAUGUUCGCCUUCCACGAAACCCAGGAGGUCCAUGGGAGCUGCAGGUUGCGAGGGGACAUGGGCGUCUGCGUCGCUGAGCUCGAGCCUCUUCCUGGGUGGUUUGCACCUCCUAGUGUUGUCCCUGGACGCCAAAGGGGUCCGGAUAUGUCAGAAGGAACGCCUGUUGAGCUGUACUACAGCUUUCGGGCCGCAGAAGAAGGAGGUUGUCUUUCUGAGGAGUUAGGGGUCAAGAGCUCCGCUCACUCAGAUCAAGAGGGAUUGUUUGGGUCGCCGACCUCUACACCCAUGAGGCGCAUCGGGAGUGUAAGAUUAUUCCAGAAUCCAUCUGCUCCGGAAUUAUCAGAGCAGCGUUUGGAUGGGAAUUUUGCAGUGUUGGUACCAUCCGCGCCAGUUCGGCAAAGGGAUACCGUGUCAGCAUAUGUUGCAGCUUCGCCGUACUCACCUGUGGAGAUGUUCACUCUCAGGGUGAAGUUAAAAGAUGGAGUGGCAUUCCUUGGUGCUCGACCCAGUAACCCCACGCUUUGGAUGGUUAGUCAAGAUGUCAGAACAGAAGGUCACAGGAUUGUGACCCUGCAUUGUCGCCGUAAGGAGUCCAGCUAUGGACAGAGCGUGGAGCCGGGCUGGCAGAGGGUGGUUCAGGUGGAUCUGGAGGUGGACGGUGUCGGAAGUACGGUAGGCAGCAGGUCCAUUUCCUGGGCGGUGGAAUAUCCGGGCAUCAGGGCCAGCAAUGAGGAAACUGAGACGCACAUCCACCUGGCACAGAAAGACCUAGUUGGCAUCGUGCCGCUGGCUAUGGAAACAGAGAUCCUGAACACGGCAGUGCUGAACGGGAAGACGGUGGCGGUGCCAGUGAAGGUGGUGACGGUGGGCACAGACGGGACGGUUACAGACGUGUCAGACGAUGUGCAGUGCCAGUCCACUGAUGAAGACGUGGUUAAGGUAUCAGACAGGUGUGAUUACGUCUACGUGAAUGGCAAGGAGAUGAGAGGACGGGUCCAAAUGCUGCUGAACUUCACAUACGGUUACCUGAGGGCCCAGCUGGAGGUGAAGGUCUGGAUUCCCAAACUGCCUCUGCACAUCGAAGUUUCAGAUACUGAACUCAGUCAGAUCAAAGGCUGGAGGAUUCCCGUAAACAGUAACGCCCAGAGGUCAACGCGGGACAGUGAAGAUGACGAUGAUGAAGAGCGGAGAGGAAAGACGUGUACUCUGCAGUACCAGAUGGCCAUGGUGCGUGUGCUCACACACUUUGUGGCUGAAUCCUCAGAGACGCGAGGUCAGGUGGCCCACAUGCUGGGCAGCGAUUGGCAGGUGGAUAUUACGGAGUUAGUCUGGGACUUCCUGAAGGUAGAGAAUCCACGAAUCGCUAGGCUGAGAGAGGGACGUGUUUUGGAGGGCAUGGAUACAGGCAUGACCAGCAUUCAGGUUCUGUCCCCGCUGUCAGACUCCAUCCUGGCAGAGAAGACGGUGAGGGUUGUGGAUGAUCGAGUGGCCAUCACUGAACUGGGCCUGCAGUUGGUCAGUGGUCUCACACUCAACCUGCAGCUCAGCACAGGAAGUAACCGAGCCAUCAGCGCCACAGCAACCACACAGGAAGUGCUAAGCAAUCCUAAACAGGAGGCGCUGAUCAGUGCGUGGCUGCAGUUCAGUGAUGGCUCCAUGGCUCCUCUGGACCUGUACAACCCAGGGCACUUUGUUCUGACCGCUACCUCUCUGGAUGAGGAUGUAGUGUCCGUACGGCAAGACGCAGCAGGCCGGUGGCCAGUUAUUUCUGCACGAGCCGAGGGUCAAGGUCUGCUGGUGCACGUGGAAAUGACGGUAUCUGAAGUAUGUCAGAAAUUUAAGCGUCGGAGCGUCCUGGCGGCUGGAAACUGCAACAUCCGUGUGAAGUUCGGUCGUAGCGAAAGCGCCUUGAGACCGGGUGACUUCGGCCAGGAUGAGGACAUGGACAACAGACCAGGAGACCGCAGACAGAAUCCGUCUCUCCCGGAUAGGACCGGAAUGGACAACCACUACUAUGGAAGCUCCAUCUCAGACAUGGAGGACGGUAUCAUGAGAAGAAUCACCACCACAGCCAAAACAGCAAUCAUCAGGAGACCAGGCGGAGACAAGCUCUCAGAUGAUGGGAGCCAGUUGCCCGGCAUUCCAAUUGACUUCUCAGACUUCCCCGCUCAAGUGGACCUUCCCCGAGGACAUAACGUGGAUGAGGAUGACCUUCAAAUACCUCAUGGACUUACUGACCUUGAAAUUGGGAUGUAUGCUUUAUUAGGAGUCUUCUGUUUAGCUAUUCUGGUUUUCCUCAUCAAUUGCAUCUCAUAUACCCUCAAGUACCAACACAAGGAGAUGUCGAUUGAGGGCCAGGAGAGCUUGAACCACGCCCACGACUGGGUGUGGCUGGGAAACGACGCCGAACUUCUGGAGAGCCACGUAAGUUUGUCUCCGCAGACCGAUGAGCACAUCACCAUUAUGGAUUCCAGCUUAGGAGGGUUAGAGGAAGGGAGCCACCUUCUCAACGGCGGUUCUUUGCAGAAGAACGUUCAAGGCCAGGUGCACCGAGGAGCCGAAACCGCUACGCUCUGCACCGGAAAAGACAGCAAAGGCGAUUCACCAACGACCAAAAGAAAACGUGUGAAGUUUACCACAUUCACCACCAUCCCAGUGGAAAGUGUUAGUCCGGCUAAGGAAAAUCUGGGAGUCAAUCCUGACAAUGACAUUAAGUGGGUAUGUCAGGAUGUUGAGCUUGGUGACUCCAAGGAACUACGAAACUACAUGGAGCGGCUAAACGACAGUGCUUUAAAGGAAGUGGCGUAGUCAAAUCAAUGUGUGCGAACUGAACUCACCCUUUUGCCUUUGUAAUAGAGAUGAGUACGAGCCAGGGAACAACUGCUACAUAAACCUUAUUGAACACAACACAUCAGUCAUUACAUAACAAAGGAUGUCUAGCAUUCUUUUGGUUUGACAUGUCAAUGGUAGGACAAUGCCAAGACAGAGAGAACAGCAGACUUAUGGCAAAAUAUGACAUUUUAACAGGAUGAAUCGAAUCUUUUUUGUAUGUUCGUUUAUAUUAUGUUCUCUAUUCUCUUCAUUUUUAAGUGAUUUUAUUUUACCACCUUUUGUAGUUAAAAACUAAACCGUAUUUCCAGGCUUGCCAAUGCUCUGCACUCACUUAUGAGGCUACAGGACUGUAUGCAGAUGGUGACAUGUAGAUUAAGGAUUGUGAUAUUAAUGAAUCAUUGUAAAUAAAGUGCACAUAGAAUGGUUUGGAUUUGGAUGCCCUACGAGUUUCAUUUCUGGCCAGUGUAUUGCUUGCUAGAUUCUGGAUAUAUUUAGAUUAUUCACCAAGAGACCUUGAGUC
Sinocyclocheilus anshuiensis is the source of this 4617-nucleotide messenger RNA. Its product is annotated as transmembrane protein 132C-like. The transcript is spliced from 9 exons. The record is from RefSeq and is a predicted model, not a curated record. Lineage: Eukaryota; Metazoa; Chordata; Actinopteri; Cypriniformes; Cyprinidae. Bases 645 to 4073 code for a protein of 1142 amino acids.